AUGAGUGAAGAAAUCCCACCCCCAUCAACCCUUCCACUGAUGGACAAGAUGAAAGUCGAUGGAGUUGCUGUGAGAGCUCCGAAAAGCGCAAAUCCUUUCGCGCCCAGAGGCACAACAGGCUCACCAAUCGUCCCUCCACCAUCCACCGGUGUGCCCCUUCCCAUUCCUCCACAUCCAAGCACUCUUCCACCACCGAUGGCUUUCCCGAAACCGACAGCCACUCCCACAUCGGGAGUAAUACGACCGAAAGAUGUCAGUGAAAUCAUGGGAAGAAGUCAGAAAAGUCCAUCACCUGCGAAAUCGUCACCACAAAGUGCUCAUGUUUUGCCGGCAAAAGAAUCCUCGCCUUCCAAUCAACCAGUGAAAAAGAUGGCUCCAAUCGAGGUCUCUCCUCCGCAGCAAAUGCCCGCACCCCCAGCCGCCAUUUCACCAUCAAAAAUCAGCACUCUUUCCCCAAUCAGCACAACUCCAUCAAACGCGCCACCACAAAUCGAGGCCUCAUCCGUUGAGCAAAUGAAAGCAAAUGAUGCUAAAACGACUCCCGUACAAACCCAACAACCACAACAACCACAACAAGCGAUAAUGGUCAAGCAACAAGUCCAACAACAAGAUGGCGAGGGAAUGUUCGAUUGGUUCACGAAACAAGUACACGAGAAUCCCUUCUUUUCAAUGGUCGCUGAAAAGGCGAAGGUUGGCAUGGAGACUGUCUUAACCACUUUGGAUCCGGGAAUGAAAGAUUUUCUUGCCGGUGAUGGGAUCAUUGAGGCUUAUGUGGGCACUGAGGAUCCGAUGAUCUCAUCAGCUGUUCGUCAAGGCUUCGAACGUGUUUUUCACAGUGCUGUCAUUCGUGGAGUGCCCGUGCCGACUGCUGACGGUUCCCCGCAGAUGAGUGACUCGAUCGAUUCAUCGACCAAAUCGUGCCUCUCUCAAAUCCUUCGUCUUUCCGCUUCCCGUCUUGCCAGUCCAUCGUCGCCUUUCGUCGUUUUUCAACCGUCCAUUCUACACAUUGAACACAUCUCAUUUUAUUGCCUCCGAGUGAUGCUCCGUUGGAAGGGAAACGAUCUUUUUGCCCUUUCGCAACCCGUCGAAAUAUCCGAGCAUUUGUGGGGUCAAUUGCAGCGAUUCAAAACCGCCGACGGCUUCAGCGUCACGCUCGAGCAAUUGCAGAAGCAAAUGGGCUUUCCCUCACUCUUCCCAUUCCACGAGUCGGAACCCCUCAUCCUUGCGUCAGCUCUCCUCGCCGCGCAACUCAAAGAAAUCCUAACAAAACAAGCUGAAAGCGUCAAGGAAACGACGAGUGGGAAA
Molecule: messenger RNA, 1305 nt
Organism: Mesorhabditis belari
Lineage: Eukaryota; Metazoa; Nematoda; Chromadorea; Rhabditida; Rhabditidae
Source: the annotation of a GenBank genome assembly